Messenger RNA from Chironomus riparius, 831 nucleotides. Lineage: Eukaryota; Metazoa; Arthropoda; Insecta; Diptera; Chironomidae. The record is from the annotation of a GenBank genome assembly.
AUGAAAUUGAUCACUGGAUUGUUAGUUUUUGCUUUUGCACUUGGUGCCAAUUCCCAACAAGAAACAGUAAUGACUGUUCAGGACGAAUUAGCACUUUCUCACAGAUUCUUUGAAACUCUUAUGGGUCUCAAUCGUGGAACAAUGUCUUCAUAUAUCUACCGUCUUUCACGUGCAGCUUUAGAUUCUCACAUGGAUACAUAUGAAUUUAUCGCUGUUAAUGGCGCAGAAGCCAGAGACCACAUCAAUAGCUUACAACCACAAAAUCCAGCACAAGAAGCUUGCAUUGAUCAAUGGAGAAAUCGUUUUGAACUUCAAAAACAACGAUUCGGUCAACGAUUGGCUCGUUGUGUUUCACAAGUCAACAAUGUUUUGAAUACAUGGAACAGUUUUAUCAAUGGUGUUCAUCAUGAGGCUCAGUUAAAAACAGCUCAAAUCCAAAACAUCGGUUUCAACUUGUUCGCACGGACAACAGUUUAUGAUGGCCCAGAAGACUUUGCAGCCUUAAUGAAAACAGAUCUUAGAGAUGUCAUUUUCCGUGCAUUGGGAUUGAUUGAUACAGUUGAAGAAUUCAUCAAUAACAUAUCCGACAACGUUGGUGAUAUUGAAUUUGAUUUUGUAAAAUGCGAUAAGGAACUUGAAGAUGCCGUUAUUAGAGAAAUUCAAUUUGAAAUAAGUGGCGCUGAAGCAUGUGUUGGUGGAGGAAGCCCAGUUGAUCCAGAUCCUUCAAAAUAAAUAAUUAAAUCAUUUCCGUCAAAAUGUUAUCGCAAAUUGGUCUAUUGAUAAAAGACAAUAAAAGUUUUUAAUACUAUCAAGACGUUUUAAUAACUUAAA